AUGGGAGGCGGAAGAAGCGGAAGUGGCGGUGGAGGAACCGGAAGCGGAGGAAUGGGAGGCGGAGGAGGAUCCGAUCAACUCUCAUCCUACAUGUCGUCUGUUGAUGACAGACUAAGUCAGCUUUCUGGCCUACAAAAUAAGAUGGAUUCGAUCUUACAGAUGAAGAGUCAACUAGACAAUCUAGGUAAACUGGAUAAGUUAGUAUCUAUGUUUACAUCUAUGGGAGAUCAGCUAAAUAAAAUGGACGCGAUGAGUAAUCAACUGAAAUCGCUCCAGUCCUUCCAGACGUCCUUAAGCGGACAAUUGGAUACUAUGUCUAAGCUGGGAAAUAUAGAUAGCGUUCUUAAUAACAGAUUUUCUCAAAUAGAUAAUCAGUUGAAACAGGUUAACGAUCUUCAAAAAAUGAUCCCUCAACUUACAAAUCUAGGCUCACAAAUGUCCUCUUUUUCAUCUAUGCAGCAAAAGGUGGACAAUCUGAUGGAUUUGGUUCCGCGUAUGUCAAGUCUAGACAAAGGCAUGGCUAAAUUGUCAAUGCUUGACGACUUAAGCUCUAAAUUUGUUAAUUUGAAUGACAUCGUCGGCAGAUUGACCAAGAAUGUUGAUAGUGUAGUAUCAAUAACGCAGACGACCGGUCAGAACCAGAAGACAUUGAUGGAUGACAGAAUCGCAUUCAACGAUAGAAUGUUAAGAAUAGAAGUAAGAAUGAAUACAACUGAUACCAACAUCAACAAAGUUAUUGGAAUGAAUGACAGAUUCGAAAAGAUGUCCGAUCAAAUUAUAAAUAUUGUACAGACAACUGGAAAAGCCCAAUCCUCAUCGAAUACCAACAUCGAAACUCUUGUGGGAAAAAUAACACAGCUUGAAAAUCGCUUCAGCACUUCCCAAAAUGACAAGACAUUGACCUCUCUUGGAGCCACAGUUUUAAGUCUUAAAGAUAAGCUCGAUCGUGUUGUAACGUCUGAAAACCAUUUAUACACACUAAGCAACGUUGAAAACAAGAUACAAUCCAACAUCAAUGAGCUGAACACUAAAAUAAAUACUGUUCAAAGCACAAUUCAACAGAUGAGAGCUGCUGAUCAAAAUUGUUCCGCAAUUACACAGAAACUUCAAGAAAUGUUCACCAAACAAACAAGUAUGGUAUCAAAAAUUGACCAGCUCGACGGAGUACAACAGCGCGUUUACAACUACGUAUUUGAUAUGAAUGGAAAAUACAAUACGAGCAGUAUUAGCAUUAACGGCCUGUCAAAACAAAUUACCAAUAUUGAAUCGAAAAUUACCAGCAUUUUGCAUGAAAUUGAGAACGUUGAAUCAGAUAUGGAUACAAGUAUGAACAUGAUGCUGGUGAAUAUUACUAAUGUGGAUACAAGAAUAACGUCUAUAGAAAACGGCCAAUCAUCGUUGUUUAAUAACCAGAAUAACAUAAUAACGCAGAUCGGCGGUAUCACAAAUCAAAUUCAGAUUGGCGACAAUAAUGUUCAGGGCAUUUCUAAAUUGAUAUCAGAGUUUGAUAAUGUUAUCGACAGUGUUUCAAAAGACGUUGGUGACUUGAGUAGUGUGGCAGGUAAUGUGAACAUCAUAAAUAACCAGAUCAAUAACAUUAAUGUUAAUGUAAACAAUGUAUCAAACAUUGUGAAUAGCAUUGAAAACGACAUCAAUGUCAUAAUUGUCAACAUUACAAAUAUCAAUGCAAACGUACAAAACCAAACGACAAACGCCCUUGGAAAUUCUCUCGUUAACAUCCAGGGUCAGCUUGAUUCGACAGAUUCAAACAUCGGUGUUAUUUCAAAUAAAGUCAACAAUAUGGUUGACAAUGUGAAUCAGAUCACUAGCAACGUUAAUAAUAUUCAAGGUGACGUCACAAGCAUCACAAAUGUAAACGAUAUAGAUGUGAACAUGAAUGCCAUUGUGUCGAACAUAACUGAUAUUGAUAUACGAAUUGGAGAUAUUGGAAAUAAUCAAAAUAUAAUUCAGAGAGUACAGGACACUACAAACGUUAAUGUUGCAAAUAUCGUCAACAAAUUGGAUGUUACGCAAAAUAAUGUGAAUACUAUUAACAGCACGGUUAAUAACAUUCAAAUAAACGUGAAUAGUAUACAGACCAAUGUUGGAAAUGUAAUAGUCAGUGUAAAUGAACUCAAUGUAAAUAUCGUCAAUAUUGAAAACGACGUUCAAACAAUUAACAGCCAAAUAAACAGCAUCAACGUUAAUAUCAAUGACAUUUCAGGUGACGUAACACAGCUCAAUGUCAUUAUUAAUAACCAGGCAGUGCAAAUAACGAACAUUGAAACAAAUGUUAAUAACAUCAUGGUAAAUAUAACAGACAUAGACGUAAGAGUAGGACAAAUUGGAGACGAUCAAACCAAUCUUUUCGAAAACCAACGAAAAAUGUUUGCAUCCAUUGGAAAUAUCGAUAAUAGAGUCAAUGCAACGAAUAUUAAUGUUGUGGCAAUUACACAGACUGUGAACAAUAUCGAUGCAUCCGUAAAAAGCUUAACAGUAGAAUUCAAUGACUUUGAUAUUACAAUAAACAACGUGAAUACAGAAAUAAACAAUAUCCAAGUCAAGAUUAACAAUGUCACAUCUGUCGUUAACCAGGUAGUAUACGAUAUUGAUCAAGUAUCAAACACAGUAACUAAUAUUGCAGUAAACAUGAAUGUAUUGAUGGUUAAUGUUACGGAUAUAGAUGUGCAAAUCGGAAGUAUUGCAACAGAGCAAUCGACAAUGAAAACUAAUCAAGCCAGUAUUACAAAUCAGAUCGUUCAACUUGGAAGUCAGCUUACUGCUACAGAUGGCAACUUAGUUUCUGUUUCACAGCAAAUUACGAGUCUCUCUGUGAAUGUGACAAACCUGUCUGUGAGCGUAAGCAACAUUGAAGUAGAUGUCAACGAUAUUAACGUCCAAAUAGUAACUAUUAACUCAAAUUUAAUCAGUGUUACGAAUAACGUUAUCAACAUCGAACAGACUGUAAAUAGCGUGACACAGGUUGUGAAUGAAAUUAAUGUAAAUAUGAAUACAGUUAUGACGAAUCUGACAAAUAUCGACGUUGAAAUUAAUUCUGUAAUGAACAAUCAAACAGUCAUACAGAACAACCAACUUGUUAUCAUAGAAACACUCAACGUCGUACAAACACGUGUUAACAACACUGAAAUAAAUGUUGUUCAAAUAACUCAACAAACAACGAACAUUGAAGUAAGCAUUCAGAAUAUUAGAACUGAAAUCACAAACAUAAAUGUUGAUGUUAACAAUGUUACAUCUAUUGUGAACGACAUUCAGCUGACCUUGGUAAACGUAAAUCAGCAAUAUAUAUCUACGACGAAUACUUUGAAUAAUCUGACUGUACAGAUAACAGACAUCGACGUGCGUGUUAACCAGAUCUCGGUUGAUGUCACUGACAUUACUGUUAAUGUAAAUUCUGUUUCUGUCUCUGUAACUAACAUCGCGGUUGAAUUGAAUAAUGUCGUCAGUAAUGUCACGAAUAUCGAUCAACGUGUCAAUAUUAUUGGAGCUACAACCAACGAACUAAAAGAUCAUGACGAUAGGAUGUUUAAUCAGCUAGUAAAGUUGCAAGCAAAUAUGACUUCAGGAGAUGUUAAGAUCACUACUGUCAACAAUGUUCUAUCUGUUUUGGAUUUGAAUAUUAAAGGCGUGACAAAUGAAAUAAAUAAUAUUGAACGUACACUUAACCAAAUGAGCACAUACAUAACAGAUCUCGACCAAGACAUAAACGGCGUUAGUGGAUCGGUCUUCAACAUUCAAACAAAUAUAGAUUUAAUAAUGACAAAUGUCUCCAGCAUAGAUGGCAAGGUACUACAGGUAGGAAACGAUCAAAUAACAUUGCAAAAAAUUCAAGACAAAUUCAUUACUAAAAUGGACAACUUGGAGGAAAGACUAACCUCUAUUGCAGUUUAUCAGGAAGGUCUGUCAGAUCAGGUAACACAUGUGGAUAUAAGAGUGAAUAAUACGCAGACAAUAGUUAAAGAAGUCUCGAUGAAAGUCCAUGACUUGGAAAGCGACUUCAAUAGUGUUUCAAUAACUGUUCAUCAAAUCGAAGUUAACCUCAAUACCGCGUCUGGAAAAGUGACCAACAUUGAAAACGAUGUGACCAAAAUAAUUGUAAAUCUAACCAAUAUUGAUAUAAAAGUCGGAAGAAUUUCAACAGAUCAAAUAACUACAGGACAGGGUCAAGAAAAGCUGUACAAUGAUAUCAGAAACGUUAUAGAUAAGCAGUCGUUGUUGCAGACAAGUCAGGGAAAAUUAUUUGACAGAAUGGGAUACAUGGAUACAAAACUUAACACAACGCAAGUUAACCUUAACAUUAUAACUGUAUCAAUUACAAAUAUAGAAAGCAACUUUGAAGCAUUGAAGAUUGAUUUAAAUAGAAUUAACGGUUCCGUGGGUCAGGUAGGAUCGGACCAAGUUGAUUUACAUUUUAUUCAAGAAUUGUUUUCUCACAAGUUAGACCUUAUAGAAGGCGACCAGUCAAAAUCUUUUGAAACCCAGCAUGCUAUGAGCUUUAAAUUAGAUCGCGUAAGUGAUGCCUUGACAAGUGUUGUAUCAACACUCAAAGCAGGUAACUUGAGUUGCAAUACAGGUUUUAACUUUGACAACGUUAUGAGUAAGUACGCAACAAAAGAAGGGCAACAAGAAAUGUCAAGAAAAUUAGACUAUUUGGAGGCAGAACAGCGAAGAACACAGACUGGUCAGGAACAAAUUUCUUCGAAACUUGAAAACAUUGUCAAGGGAUUUGGAAGUACGCAAAAGAAUAGUCAAGGUGGAUCACAAAGUUAUACUAACAGCAGAGAUACACAAAGUUAUACCAACAGAGGAAAUUUUGGUCAAGACGAUAUAAAAAGGAUUUUGAGGAACUAUAAUCAAGGAUCUGGUGCUAGCUUGAUUGAUGUAGAUAGUCUUAGUCAAGGAGAUUUGAACAAAAUAAUUGAGACCGUUAACCAAGAAACUGGAGGUAAUGGAAACAUAAGUCCAUCUGAUUUGUUCAAUAUCGUACAGACCAUCAAUCGGGGAUCAAUGACUGGUGGCAGUUCAAAUACACAGGGAUCGACAAGUAGUGGCAGUACAUCUGGAGGAAAACUUAGCUCAAAUGAAAGGGCACAACUUCUUCGCACCCUGAAACAGUUAUCUGUGGAUUCUGGCAACAACGGAUACUUGAAUCAAGCGGGUCUUGUGAAUCUUCUGAACUCGGCUGCACAAGGAUCGGGAAACUCUGCAGGUCUUGCUAGAAACGUAAAUCAGUAUGACAUCGAUGAACUAUUACGCAAUCUCAACAGUGGAGGUUCAAGCGCCGGAUCAUCCAGCUCAAGCAGCAAAAGUAUGGGAGUUGGAGGCGGAUUUGGUGGCGCUUCAUCAAGCAGUGGCGGCUCUGGCGGUUCAUCCGUUAGUGGUUCAAGCAUGACAGGUGGAGGCGGAUCGGGCAGCUACGGAGACCUCUCUUCAAUAGUGGGCAAUCUUGACGCACUUCCUGCUGAUGCAAGAAGCGCACUACAGACGAUGAUGACUAACGGAGGAGCAGAAGAGUUUUCAACUAAUAAGGGCCUUCGAUCAGCUUUGGCGGCCCAGAACUGGAAGAAGGUUGCAACUGAGAUUAGUGCCAGUGAAUGGGCGAAGCAGAACCGACAACUAGUUCCUGACAUAGAACGCUUUCUUGCAAACGUAUAAAUAUUGACAAGCCUAAUUUAAGUUAUUCGAACAAUGUAUUUUCAAUGUAUUUAUAAACGUAUGUUUAAAUCAAGAUCUUAAUGGAUGUGAGUACAUUAACUUUUUUAUUUCAAAAUUUUAAGUGAAGUGUUUUAUUCAGAUAAAUAUAUACAAGAAAAGGCUGAAAAUACUAGACAUGCACACGAAAGCUAUACAUUGUAAAUAGAAAAUUGUAUCAUAUUUUACACGGGAUUAAUAAAAUAAUGAAUGCCAUAAACAAAAAGGUCCGCUCAGGAAAGGUUGUUAUGCAUUUACACAUACAUAAGACUGAAUCUAAGGAAAUAAAGUUAUAAGAGAAGAUUGAAAUAGUCAAGCUAUCACGAACAUUAAACACCCGUUAAAGUGGAUAUUCAUUAUAAAUUGUGUACAUAGGUGGGCAAAAACAUAUAUUUUAAUAUACGAAAUAAUAUGCUUAAACAUUUAUUUUAUCGUUAAUUAAUUCGUUCAAAACAGUCUGUUAAACGAAGGUAAAUAAAUAUUUUAUGAUCGACAAACUAUUUUUAGCAAAAUUAUGCAUUUGUAUAAAUGUGUUAUAGUUAAAGGCA
Dreissena polymorpha is the source of this 6257-nucleotide messenger RNA. Its product is annotated as protein PF3D7_1417600-like. The transcript is spliced from 7 exons. The coding region runs from base 1 to 5673 and encodes 1890 amino acids. Gene Ontology annotation, molecular function: lysozyme activity; cohesin loader activity; double-stranded DNA binding. Lineage: Eukaryota; Metazoa; Mollusca; Bivalvia; Myida; Dreissenidae. Gene Ontology annotation, biological process: mitotic sister chromatid cohesion. The record is from RefSeq and is a predicted model, not a curated record.